AAUUUAACCACCGGAACAGGAAAUAUAAUUGAUCUACCAACGCUCAUAUGAUACCUAAUGUCAAAAUGUCACAAAUGCUCAUUUUCGGUGUUUUAUUUACGUUUUUUAUGCUGGUCAAUACAGAUAAAACUCCGGCACUGAUAUGGUCUCCAAACAGGCCUCUGAGUGGUCUGUCUCCAAGCUACGCAGGGGAGACUAUCCAGGCCGACCAUUUCCUGGACAACUACCUGACACCCCUGACUACCGACCCUGCCCAGUCCCUUAUUGUGUUCGUUCAGAACAAGCUAAGUGUUGAAGAUUUUACAAAGCAUGCCGAUGUCUACAACCCUAACAGUGAUGGUGGUGCAUUCAGGAAUGUGAAGGCUGCAAUGGAUGAGAACUUCUCUGUUCACCUCCCUGAGAUUGCCUCACCUACAUCUGCCGUUCAGAAACUUUCCACCUCCUUCACUGGAGAGCGAGUCACAGUUGACAGCCCCACUGACCUGGAGAACAUGGACCUGAAGCCAGGGACACAGUACCUCAUCAUAAUCAGUUUGAAACCAAUCUCUGGCAAAGAUGAGUUCUCUGAAUUCAAAAUGAAUGAUGAGGAUAUCGGUAAGUGUCUACACCACCUGAGCCGUCGAGGUCUGCAGUACAGCGCCGUCUACACCGCAGAGGCCUCGCAGGUGUCAGAGGAAGCAGUCCACAGUGGACGUCAGCUGCUGGCCGCAGAAGAUGCUGCAGACAACACGACAUACAAUGGCACGUUCUACAAUGUGCAGAACGUUCUCAUGUAUCUCCAGUAUGUGAACUUGACUAUCACUCGUAAAGCCAUCGGCGCUGGAAAACCUCGUUUAGAGACCUACCAGUGGAACUUCAAAACACCAAAUAUCACAGUGGAACAGUGUAAUGACACGAUCAAUGGUUCAUUAGACUGUGUAGCAACCCCUCACGGAGACUACAACGCUCUCAGAAUCAACAUGACUUUUGACAAUUCGAAUGGGACAGCAAAUUUACGGUUUACGAUAAAGCAGACUGACAACAUGGGCUCCCAGUGGAAGUCGACCAGGGGCACCGUGGACCUCACGCCCAGUUCCGAAGGUGUGACGCUUACUGGAAUGGACGUUGACUACAACAUAGAGUCGAUCAGGGGAUUCUGUUUUCACUGUGCUCGUCUGUAUACUAAACCAAGCGUUCGCAACUUCACAAGCAACGCAACUGUGUACCCCAGUGAUGUGGAAAAGAUCACACUCACUAUGACACGCUUCCAGAUUGAAGUUUCUUUCAACACCAGUAAGGGAUUAGGCGGGCGUGAUUUCACUAACACAUCUAUCCCAUUCUCUACGGAUGUCUGGGAGUGCGUGGAAUUCUUCACUGUCCCGAUCUGGAUGGGGAUCAUCUCUACGCUCUUCCUCAUACUAAUCUUGUUCUACGGACUCACUAUGAUCGCAAACAUCACAACCAUGGACAGAUUUGACGACCCCAAGGCAAAAACCAUCACCGUCACUGUUAAUGAGUAGCAAAUGAUGAAAGGAUGUUAAUACGAGACAUGACGCAUCUUCUUUGAAUUAACUACCGAACAUACUAUGAAAAUAUACAUACAUGCAGAUUUUGCUGUUACAUUGAUUCUUUGUUCACAUGAUUGAACGUCGGCUUGUAUUCUGUAUCAAUAGUAAGUACUCAAAUUGAACAUUCUAUUUGCUUGUAUAUCAUAUGUUGGCAAACUUAUCCAAUAAAAAUUAUAUAAAGAAUUCAGUCAUUUAUAUGUACUCGAUGUACACAUGUUGUUGUGGCAUCAUGAUUCACUAUUUUUAUCCGGGGGUUGUCUCAAAGGGGUUAAUGUGAAACAAAGCGGUAGCAAAAUAUUUUCAAAGAAUGUAACUCCAGGAACGAUUCAAAUUACCGUAAAUCAGAUUCGAAUAUGGAAUUAGAAAAUUUCAGUUAUAUAUUGACGGACAGACUGACAGACGGGCGAAGUGCAUUCCUAUAAUCCCCUCCCCACUCCGUGGCGGGGAAUUAAAAAUAAAUACCAACUUUGA
Messenger RNA from Mya arenaria, 2018 nucleotides. RefSeq names its product V-type proton ATPase subunit S1-like. Bases 48 to 1499 code for a protein of 483 amino acids. Gene Ontology annotation, cellular component: proton-transporting V-type ATPase complex. The record is from RefSeq and is a predicted model, not a curated record. The transcript is spliced from 9 exons. Lineage: Eukaryota; Metazoa; Mollusca; Bivalvia; Myida; Myidae.